Molecule: messenger RNA, 15671 nt
Organism: Pocillopora meandrina
Lineage: Eukaryota; Metazoa; Cnidaria; Anthozoa; Scleractinia; Pocilloporidae
Source: the annotation of a GenBank genome assembly
AUGCCUCAAAUCCAGAACGGCGAAUGGCAUGGACUAUGUGUCACAUGGAACAAAGAUGGUGGCCAUUUUCUGAUUUACUACGACGGUCGGUUAAUUAGAAGUGAAAGUGAUUUCAAAUCCGGAAAAUCAUUUUCCUCGAAGAAUACCUUUACUUUGGGAAUCGGAGCGGAGGAAAAGUUUAACUACACCGGUAUGUUAGGGCAUGUAAAUAUAUGGCCACGCAUUUUGGAGCACCCUCUCCUUUCAGUUCUUUCUUCCAAGUGUGGGGUAGAACGUGGAGGACUUGUUUCUUGGCCUCAGUUCCAGAAGGAUCUUCGUGGUGUUAAUUUGGGAGAAUCCUGUUCUUCUAACGGUAAGGGAAAACACAGUUAAUAGCUCCUGCUUAAGGAGCACUUGAUUUAACGUAAGGGUAGAGAGCUGGUGACUUGCAUUAUUUCUACCGACUUCUCUUGCGUACUGAUGUCCUCUUCCUAGGCCGCGAAAAUGCCAAUGUAUCUGUAACAGAUCUCGACAGAAAUAUAAACAAUAUACUUCACUAACCCAAAACACUUUCACGAUAGCUGUUUGAUCUCCAGGAAAAAUAAUUCAGGUUAUAAAAAGAUGUUAGUAGAUUUUUUACUAGCGCAGGCCAAAUUAAAAAGAAAAAAGUAUGGAUCCUUACGAGAAUCGGUCCCAUUCUUUCCUAUUCCGUGCUUCGUGUUUAUUAAAAUUUGUUAGCUUGUCAAUAAAAGAUUUAACAGCUCGUUUGCUCUAUUUUAGAAGUUCGUAUAACGCAUGAAGUGAAGCACUGGAAGCUUAAUGGAGAGGAUCAAGAUCUGAAGUAGGUUUUCUGAUAUAUGCGAGCUUGACGUUAUCCUAUCGACGUUGUAGUCGUAGCUAUUGACACCGCAACAAUCUUUACCAUUAUAAUAAUAGUCGCCAUCAUUGUCCUCAUAAUUUUCAUUAUCAUCAUGAUCAUCAUCAUUAUCAAAUCAUCUUUGCCAUCAUCUUUAAAUUCGAUGUCAUCGUUCUCUCUAUUUUCCUCUUCUUCCAGAUCCUCUUUCGCCUUUGGAUGCCUGUUUUCCUCCUUCCUCCUUACUCUAUCUAACUUAGCUCGACUUCCCCGUUGUCGCUCCGUAAAAGCUGCUAAAAUACCUCGUCAUUUAUAAAUCCUCCUCUUUAUCGUCGUUUCCUUUCGUAUUCUUCCCUUUGCUAUCAGUGGUUAUUUAGUUUGGUUAAUUUUUUUUCAAUUUGCCAUCUCACAAAACUCAAUGUUGGAGGGGACAUCUACCAUCACCAAACUGGCACUUCGGUGUUAAUGCAGAAUGAAUAUUUCUCGUAUUUUUAAUCUCCAUUUUUCUUAUUUGCCAAGGAAGUUUACAUCCUAAACAACGUUUCUCUAUAGCCCGCAGUAUAGCACUGUAUUCUUGGAAGGUCGCCUUAAUGGUCACAAAGCUGUUUAUCUUGAUCAAACAAUGGCCUACAUUGAAGCCCCACCCGUUUCUUUUGGCAUGGCAUUCACCAUGACAUCCUGGGUAAAACUUCUUUAUUCCGCCCCGAUCUACAGACCAAUUCUCAGCGUCGAAACAAACAGCACAGAUAAAUUUUCCAUCGGUUUUAAUGCUGAUAAUCAGCUGCUGCUCGACAACUGGUCCCAGGGAGUUUACAACAUCACAAAAAGCUAUGCCUUACAUCCAGCGAACGAGUGGAUCCACGUGACUGUAACCUGCAACCAAGAUAGGGUGUUGUCGUUUUUUGUCAACGGAAUGAAGGAUAUAUCUGUAGCUGACGUAUGGCAGGGUCCAAGAAGCGGCGCGUUCGAAAUAGGCAGAUACAAAAAUAUUAGUGAAGACAAGCAUCGGUACUUUCAUGGUUUUCUCAGUGAUCUCUUUGUUUUUUCGAGAGCUUUGAAAGCAGAUGAAAUCGGACGAUUGAUGGGUAAGUGAGACCUGUUUGAAUGUUGUCGAGAAAAAUACCUCCAGGGCAAACGAACGGCACUCUACAAUCCGACUACAAUAAGUAGAGUACAAAUAACGCGCGAAUCGGGUACAAAUAUCACACAAUACUUGGACAGUUGGCUAUUUUGCACUUUAAAAGAAAUCUGUUUAACCGGUCGGCUGAGAGCGCUGUGUUUCUCUAUCUGCUUCGGUUUUCCUGUCUUAUAGUAAGUUCAUAUUAUCGUUGUUUGUAUUUUAACUCUGACCACCUAGCUACAGAUUAACAUGGCGCGAUACUACACAUAAAACCGUUUAUCGAUAUAUCUAUGCACGAGCGACUUGGAAUUGCAUAAAAAUUUUGAUUCUUUCGUACUCUUAUCAAGGCUCUUCGAAUCCUUGUACUUUCUCGAAGUGGAGCUCUGAUGCUUUGACACCGCAACAAACACCAAUAGAGAAAUAUCGUUACAAAUAUUGCCCAGGUAUUGGGGAAUGUAAAGAAGUGCGAAAGUGGAAACCAGGUUUGUAAGAAUAGAACCUACUCUCUUUUUUAUUUUUAUAUUGACCCAUGCCUUGGAUAAUUUAAUUAUCCAAAUUAAAUUAAAUUGUCGGCCGACUGGCCGACUGGCCGACUGGCCGACUGGCCGACUGGCCGACUGACCGACUGACCGACUGACCGACUGACCGACUGGCCGACUGGCCGACUGGCCGACUGGCCGACUGGCCGACUGGCCGACUGGCCGACUGGCCGACUGGCCGACCUGACAAACUGUCCGCGAUACUGACAAGCUGACUGACUAAUAGACAGAUUGACUAUCUGACUGACCGACUAACUUUCCAAAUAGAUGAACUGAUCGAUCCAUUGAUUAUUUACCUGUAAAUAUACGUCGGUCAGAGGGUAGAUCAGGGCGCAUUUAUUACGCUUGAUUUCUCUUUUUUUUAUUGUUAUUUCAUACACAGCUGACUGUCGAGAAGUGCUGUUCUCGGGAAAUAAGACCAGUGCUAAGUACGCUAUAAGCCCCUUAAACAACCACGAAGAAUUCGAAGUUUUCUGUGACCAGGAAACGCAAGGUGGUGGCUGGACAGUCGUUCAACAAAGAAUUAAUGGGUCACUGGGCUUCGAUAGAACAUGGGAUGAAUACAAAGCUGGUUUUGGAACGGUAGGCGGCCAAUUAGAAAUGUGGCUGGGUAAUAAUAGAAUUCAUAGCUUAACGACCCAGAAAACUGAGCUUUUGAUCGAAUUGAAAGCGUUCGAUGGAACUGAAGGAUUUGCUUACUACGGCCAUUUUCACGUGGCUGGUGAGGAUCUUUCGUAUAAGCUAUCUGUUGGCGGUUUUUCAGGGAACAUUCCUGAUAAACUAGGAUUGCAUAACACUUUUAACUUUUCGGUGACUGAAUGCGGAGCUGGAACUUCAUCUUCGGGUUGGUGGUUCACUCCUUCUUGUGGCGAGGCUCUGUUAAACUCUGAGUAUGGACAUGAAACUGGUUCUAUGAUGUGGAGUGGUUUUCCGUAUACUGGCGCCCAUAAAGGCAAAAUAAAGAAGACCACAAUGAAAAUAAGAAGGAAAGAAGGUAAAGUGUUAUUCGAAGUUAGAAUUCGUGAAAUACUUGUUACACUUAACUGUUUCUAUUGUGAAAUGAACUCUUUAGCCUCUUUUGGCUAAAAUGUUAAAUUCUUGGUCGAUGUUCGAUGAAACCCCCGCCCUCACUCUACAAACUAUUUCAUUUUUUUAACAAAUCUUUAGGGUAUCCUGUUUUUAUCACAAACUGGACACCAUCAGCAAUGCGUUCUCGCUAACUUAUGCAAUGAUUAGCCUAUUUUCAUUCGUUUCAUGAGGUGUUCAGCCGAAGGUACAUGCAUUUACCGAGAAGUCUAUUAUUUCUUUCCAGAUCAUUUUGGAGACUACACUCUGAAGUUCUCAGAGAGGAGAGAAACCUUAAGCAUCGUCACCUUUCCAAUCAUCUUGACAGAGUUCCAGGCCUUUACCUCAUGUCUCUGGUUAAAAGUGCGACCUCCAACAGUUCCUAGACUAAUGAAUCUGUUCCGAUAUGCAGAACAGGACGGAAACUUCAGUAUGGACUUAAGACCCGAUGGCAAGGAAUAUAAGAUCAUUUUAUCGAUUUGGCCAAGGUAAGGAAAAAAUUAAUCAGAAGUACUAACAUAAUCUAGUAAAACUUGAGAUAAGGAGCAUGUUCAUUCAUCUCCUAGACAUAAAAAGGUUCAAAUUAUUUGAGAUUCGGGUGUCAGUGUAAUGAGAUGCAACUAUAGCCAACAUGAGAUUGAUUCAUGUUACGUGCCUUCCCCCAUCCCGGAUUGUAAAUGGAUAAUAGCACACUGUCGCGGUAACACGUGGAAAGAGUUUGAAGGAAAAAAGAAAGGGGGGGGGGAGGGGGUUGGAGAAUAAAUUGUUCAUCGAUAUCACAACGUAUUCGUGAUCGAAACUUGGUCGUUAAAGUUGACGAUAAAUUAAAAUUAGGGGUUGGCGAAAAAGUCGCGCUGAAUACAAAAAGGAUGAUACUUGGCUGCACGGAAUUCGAGUGCUCACGAGUAAGCAAAGCUACUGCAGGAAGUGUUUACCCAUGGAACUGAAACUUUCCUAUAACUCAGAAGUAGAGCGUCCGAACUACUAAUCGAAGGCCAUAGGUUCGACUCCUAUUGGGAACACUCGAAGUUCUUUUUCUCGGAGUAUCAGGCCUGUGUCAUUCAUUUAAUAUUGAACAUCAUUCUCUCCUUAAGAUUUCUUCACCACAAAUGUACUUUUAUCCGAGAAAGUUGAAUUCAACCUGAGAAGUGUUCUCAGAUUGAAACCCUUAAGGAAUUGUUAAACCGCUAUGUAUGUGAAAAAAGGUCCUUAUGUUGUUAAACCUGGUAAAUACGAAAACGUUCAUGUCUGGGCAUGUCAGGAUAGAAAUAUUAAAUUUAUUGUGUGCGUUGAAGAAAUCCUGUUUUCGAAACAGGAGAGAUUGUGUUAUUUCGUCAAUAUCGUCAUAUUAAAUCUCGAUAUUUGCAGCACCCAAAGGUUUAAUAAACAAGUCAAAUAUCCUUCUUUGGAUGGAGGCUGGCAUCAUGUUUGCACAUCCUGGACUUGCGUAGAUGGACGAGGUGCAAUUUACAUAGACGGUUCUCAAACAUCAUUCAUUGACAUUGGUAACGGGACGAAGUUCCCUGGUGGUGGGAAAGUUUUCAUUGGAAAUAUACAUGUACUGGACCCGCCUCAGCUAGAAGGGGAGAUCACAUACAUGAAUUUAUGGGAUAAAGUACUGUCGAAUGCUAGGAUCGAAAAUCUUGCGCUCUCUUGUAGCGCUGAAGCUGGGAACGUUUUACAAUGGAGUCUUUUCGCAGCCAUGUCGGUGGGAAAUGUACAAGUCGUUCCCUUUUCUGCGUGCAGAGCAAAAGGUAUAAUUUUUUCUAAAGUGCAUAAUCGUAGUCUUUUAUCUAACACUUAUAAAUACGCACCACUGACAGAGGAAAUAAUUUGACGUCGAAUAUUCGUUCUUCUAUAAAUCAGAAAACAAUCUGCUUCGUUUUACUCUCUGUAUUUUCAAAGCAUUUGUACUUAGGAACAGAACCACACAGACGCCUAUUCAUAGUAAGCUCGUUUUUUCAAUGCAUCUCACCCCUGCGGAGUGUACUUUUCAUUGUGCCUUUUUUCUCAAAAUCACAGUGAAAGCAUCUGAAUCCAGAGUCACUUGACACUGAGAAUGGCUUUUAUUCAGAUUAUAGGGCUACCCUUACCACUAGGGCGGACAGUCUUAUUGAUAUGCUUCUCGUUUUUUCUUUCUUCCUUUCUUCAUUUUUUUGCUAGCUGUUUUCUUUUUUGUUUCGUUUGAGGCUUUCUUCUACUAGUGAAUUCGUGGAUAUCUGGAUAUCUUGACGAAAAAAACUAGAGAAUGUCAUCUGAUAUUUCUAAUUGAAACUAUUUCUUCCGCCAUCAUCCUUGUUUCUGUCUGUUCUAGAGAUGUAUUAUUGGAACUUUAACCGAUCAAGUUCCUUGCAAAGCUUCGACGAGAACAAAAAUCACCGCGCCGAGUUAACUGGAGCCCAGAUAUCAGCUGACCAAAAAUAUUUUGUGAUCGAAGAUCAAGGAAAGUUUCAAGCGGAAAAUUUGAGCUCAGAACUCAGUGGUGAAAAUGGAUUUACGGUUUCAUUCUCAGCCAGGCAGACAGGUGGGUUAGAUGGGUGCCAUUUCAUGCCAUGUCAAGUUGGACGUCAUAUGCAUCCUGGAAAGAACUUCCAAAUUCUUUAAAAAGUGUAAAUGCUUGUAAUCACUCAUAAUUCCUUUUAAUCCCAAUGAAAUUGAUCGAGGACACCUCUAAUCGCCAUUUGGCAACUAGUGAAUGAUAAUAAUGGACAAAAAAGGGAAAAAAAUGUUUACAAUAGAAAUAAGAGACAAAAAACAGACAACCAUGUUAACGUGAGAUAGGUAAAAGCCGAGUGAAUUCACGGAAAACAUUCUUUUAUUAGGGAGUAAGAAACUGUGUUGCUGCGUCAGUGAGAGGUGAAACAAGAUAAUUAUUUUAUCGACCGGGCCAGCGUUAGCCCUUUGUCAUAAAGCCAAGCUGAAUUGAUAUUGAUUUCCAUCGAUUUUUGUAGCACAUAUAGGUGACACAUGUUUUUAGACUUAUAACAAAGCCAAGUAAGGAAAAACGUAAGUGAAACAAACCUUAUCUUAAAUUGCUUAGGACACAAUGUUGAACUACAUCAAACCUCCCCUCCAAACUUUGUAUUUCUACCUCUCUCCAAGAAGUCAAUUCCAGUUAUAGGAGACAUUUCUGCGACCUGGGGAUAUCUACUAACGCUAGCUUGGGCAAAAUUCGAACCUUUAACUUCCAUUAAAACCUGUGUUUUCUCUCUAAUCUCUUUCAGUUUUAGCCUCAAACAUACUUAAGGAUGACUUCAAAUCUCUUGAGGUGCUCCGCAAAGCAUUUCCUGAUUUCCUUCGUGACCAUGCAACGUGGAAACGUUGUUACUACGCUAACCAGUCAUCCUGGAGCACUAAAGAAUUUCACACCGAGUGCGAUUAUAGGGGACCAACACUAACUAUCAUACGUGUCCGAGAAUAUGUUUUUGGAGGCUUUAUUGACCAGAGUUGGGGAGGUAGGCAUUCUUUAAUAAUAUAAAAAUCUUUUUGAGGGUCAGAACUACGUAAGUUGUUCAAAAACUCAGUUUUGGCUGAAAGCCCAGAGGCAUUGUCCUAGCGCGUGUCGUUAAUGCAAACGAAGUCGUUUGUGCCGUGUUUUACAAAGCAGUAAAGAGGCGCACGCUGCCAUAUCUGAAGAGCGAAAUCAUCUAAAAGACUAAAACUAUUCUCUUGCACGGAUAAACAAAUGAAUAUAAACUUAAUCAAACAAGAGCGUGCAUGCACCCUUUAACAAGCAUCUUCCAUAGGAAUCAAGUACUCUGGAAAUAGUUUCAUGAUUUUUAAACGAUUUAUUGCCUACAGAUUCUAAAGAAUGUGUUUGUAUAAUAUUUAUGAUGGUAAAUUAAGGAUGAAUAUGUAAAAAACAUGACUAACCAAUGUAGCAAAAAGGGACCAGAUAAAAACGCUCAUGCUUUAUCAAAUUGUAUUUUCGUCUUGUUCUUAGGAAAACCAGCAGACAUUGGACGUCAGAUAGAAGGAUUCCUGUUCAGCCUGUCAAACCCGUUUAACCUGGCCCCUCGAGUCCUAUCAAUCCAGCAUGGCAACGCAUCCGGAAGAACAGAUCCGCUGCUUGGUCCAAGUUUUGGAGAAAGGGAACUUGAGCUCUUUGAAGAUAAAAAUGGCCGAAUCAUGGGAUACAGCAAUUUGGGUGCUUCUUUUGAUCUGAGGAAUGUUUCAUUGCCUUCUCAUGAAACUCGUUAUUACUUAACGGGCUCUCAGCAUUUUUAUCCAAACCAAGUGGAAGUUUUUUAUUACCAUGGUGAGUUAGUGCUGAAAAGGUAUCAAAAGAUUAGUUUUGUCGGUGAGUAAACUCGAGGAACACUCUGAGACCUCAUAGGAAAAAAGUUCCGAUAAAAUUAAUCGAUUUAAACCUUUCAAUUUGUUGGCUUUUGUCUAAUAGCCAUUAAAGAUGGAUAAAACAAAAUAUAAAUGAGCUCGACUUUCUUUUUGGAUAGUCAAUAAUCAGGUAAAAACUCAAGGGAUUUUAUGCGAGUUAGGGUGACUUGAGGCUUAAGAUAAGUCGCGGCAAUAUCGAGCUUUCCGCUUUAUUUAGUUCUAUCUAAACAAUUCGUUCAUAAAAUCAAAUGAUACUCGAAAACCAUAGCUGAGUGGUUCGUCACAUGCGCUAUACAACUGUUGCUUUCGAAGGUAAAUAUUUUGUAAGGCGACUCGAGAAAAGCUUGACCGAAACAUGAAGCGACUCAUGGAGAUUUGAAGCGACUUGAGAUAAGCUAAUGCACUAUAUGUCUCUCUCCCUUUAGUCCCUUCUACGCCAUUAGGUCUAGAAAAUCAAAUAUUACCCGACAACUACCUGAGUAGCUCAUCACAACUCAAUAACAGCACUGGUCCUUAUCUGGCUCGCUUAAACGAGCAACGCGACUCGAAGGCGUGGUGUUCAACCGGCCCUAAUGAAUGGUUGGAAGUGUUCUUGGGAAAACAAUACACCCUGACGCACGUGGCUCUGCAAUCGAUUGGUGGAGGCGUAGACGUAUCGGAAUUGAAAGUUCAGUAUGAAAAGACUAAGGAUGGAACCAAUUGGACAAAGUAUAGCAAGGAGAUUGACGGAAAAGAAAUUUCUAAGGUUUGCUUGUUGCUUUUGUUGCAGGGGUUUAAAAAAAUUGGCUAUCUUUUACUGCAGCCUAUAAGGCCUCCUAUUAUUUGUCACGGGGCCACAGGACAACCGCGGUCUACCGCUGGCCAUAAAACCUCCUACUGCCGUCUAUUGAGCCUGCACGCAGGCUCUCGUGUUUCGGUUUCGCCUGAAAAGCUCUUUUUUAGCCCCAGCUGCCUGUGCUUUUCAAUUUUUUGCUGUUUUUUUCCACUUUUUUGUUUUUCGUUCUUUCUUCUAUUUGAAGGUAAAUACAUGGGGAGCUUUGAAAUUGUUACAGGAUUGAUUUAGUUUUGCUUUAGCGUUCUGUGAUCUUUCAGGAAACUCAAACCAGCCUCUCAACCAAUCAGAGUCAAAUCUAAAACCGACAGAGUCACUCACAUUUUCUAGCGCCUCGGACAGUUCAUUUGUAUCUAUUUCGACUUUUCUUGGUUUGUUCUCGUUUUUCUUUUGUUUUGAUUGGUUGUUCUUACGUUCUUCUAAUAUCACCAAAGGUGAUACUGGAAUAACGCAAAAUAAAUUAUGGAGGCCGGUUAUUUACACGAGGUCCAACCAAAGCCAUGGCUUUACGCAAUCAGUGGGCCCUAAUCUUUCUCCAAAAGAGGUUUAAUGUAAUUAAAUAAAUGUCCUUCCGUCGUUAGCUUUCGGCAUUUUGAGCACUGAUCACAAAAAGAAAUGUUUAGACAAAAAGAUUCAACUUAACUGAAUAUCGUUUACGACAGGGUUUUGUUGAAAAACGGCUAAACUUUGUUUAGAUAAUUAGACCAUAAUGUCUGAAAACAUUUUGAAAGUUUAAUUUAUUACUUUUAUAACUGUUUCACCCAUGUAAUUUAUUUUAAAGGUACUUCGCUUCAAUUUUCCAUCAGCUGGGUUUUUGAUGAAGGAAGCGUUCAUUCCAUCUUUCCAAGCCGUCAAGGUCCGAUUCUAUCUUACAGAAACGAGAGUACAGUGCAUCAAAAUGGAACUUUAUUCCUACGAUGCAGGUUUGUGUAUGAGAUUAAAAAAUGGGAAAAAAAAGCUCUUAAGCCAUUUAAUUUUCCAUAAAUAUGCACACUUUUAUUCAAUUUUCAUGUUAUCAAUGAUAGUUGCUUUCAAUCAGCUUAAGAGUACAGGUCAAUUCUUCGUGUCUCGCUUUCUCUUUAAGGUUGCUCUCAGCCUCAUGGAGUUGAAAAUCGGACGGUAGUUCCAGAUGAACAACUAACAGCAUCCUCAACCGAAGUUUCUGAUAAAUACAAACAAGAUUACUUUUGGCCAAACAAAGGUCGGCUAAACCACGAUGAGGAAGGGGCAAGUUCCUGGGGACCUUACAAGCAUCCAGUCCAUUUGUUCGAGGGAAUCUGGUUUCAGGUAAUCAUCGUUGAUAAGUGUUCCUGAACAAGUGCAGGCCAAAUUCUCAAGUUGGUUUUUGCGAUCUUUGUUAAUCUUUAGUCAGUCUCGGGUUGGUCUGUUGUGAAAGGGGGUAAGGAGAGGGAAGUAGGAGGUUAGGGUGCUGGGGAGGAAGUUUUAUUUCUUGAGAUAAAACUGAGAACAAUUUUACUCCCUCUUUCUUUUUCACUUCUCGCUGAUUAAGAAGGUAAAAUAAAAUUCCUUUAUUACCCUGAAUACUUCGAUUGGAAGUUUAAGGGUGCUGUGGCCUUGUCAGGAUUUCAUGCAUUCGAGCUGAUUGUGAUACGUUUUAUUUCUAAGGUCGAUUUAAAGGAUGAAACAGAAGUAACAUGUAUUGCAACCCAAGGAAGGCCAAGACACAUCCAGUGGCCAACGAAAUAUCAAAUUGCGUACAGCUCUGAAGGAAAUGACUGGAAGUAUUUUGAAUAUAACAAUGGAGUAAAGGUAGCAUUACCCCUUUUCACAUCUUUAUUUCCAUCCGUUUCCCCGAACAAGGAAUGCGGGACGGAAGGGUAACGUGCUAGGAAACUUUGUCCCCUGUCUCCCGUCCCUGUUAGCUUUUUUUAAAUGAUUCUUGAAUCUUUUGGGAAAUUGAGUGUAUUUUUGAGUGGUUAAGAUCUGAAACCGCAAAAAGGUUUAUUCCUAAAUAACUCUUGGCGCGACAUUUUCUAUCUUAGGAAUAUGAUGCAAAUUCAGAUCAACACAUGGCAGGUACAAACUGGUUGGUUCCAUCCAUAUAUGGAAGAUUUUUUCGAGUAUAUAUCACUCAGUGCAAUUUUGCCUGCAGAUUGCGAAUGGAAUUGUAUGGUAGAAGAGAUUCGAGCAAUAGUAAGUCAUCCAAUACAAUUUUCAAGCUUUCUGUACAUUCUUUACCAAAUAUAGCGCUAAACAAAGAAACAAGAAACGGACAUUUUUUAUAAUUUUCACUAAUCAAGGUAGCCUUUUUGCUUUCGACUUGGCCUCUGUCGUGACGACGUAUACUGGCGUGGGGUUUUUUUUGUUUUCUUAAUGCAGAUUGUGUUAAACUUUUCCAGCACUGGUGCUUUCCAUAUAUGUUUGCGAUUCAGAUGAAUGACGGUUAUGCCAUAACGAAUUGCAUCAAAAACCUUAGAAUAAUCUCAACUUUAUCACUUACACCACGAAUUCUUAAGCAAAUAGCUGACACAAGUCAUGAACUACGUGAUUGCUGCUUCUGCCAUCUUAUCAAUUCAAGAUCUUUUUGAAAAGAAUUAGAUGCAGCACAAAAAUGUUAGGAAGCUGGAUGAAAGAAAUUGAUAAUUUAACUAUGUAACUGACCCUCACUGGAAUAGGAAUGCUGUUGGUUGCUACCUAUGAGUUAUCGUAUGUUCGUUUGCCACAAUUUCCUUUUGAAGGCAUCUGCUGGUUUAAGAAUGGCCUAUGUUUCAUCGUUCGACGUGGGCGAUACCACAUUUUCUUCGCCAAAGAAAAUUAUCGAUGGGAAAUACGCCAUAAAUUGAUUGUAAACCAAUGGUUCGAAGCCACUGUCACCUGGAAACCUCAAGAGGGUCUAAAAUUUUAUUUCAACGGCAAUCUGGUAGCAUCACAUAAGAAUCCAAUACAAAUGAGCGUUUCCCCUGACCAUGAACCGUUCAAGCUUCUCAUAGCUUCAAAGGAGAAUGGAGGUGGGUGGAGCAGAGCGACUUCUAUUGAUGAUGUCGCGGUUUGGGGAAUGGCGAUGACCAAAGAGCAAAUUAAACGCAAGUCUGAAGGUUUGUUUAUAGUUUUCACAACCGCAAGCUUUCAUUGAACGUAUUCCCUCCUUUUCAAAACUCUUAUCUGCCAAUUGUCAAGGAGACUAAUCAGUUCAGGACAAAUGUAUUAGUAUUGGCAGUUUGUCAAAGAAAACUUAAAGGUUUCUUACAGACUGAUAUUCCAUCGGGUAGAAGGUCUCAUACUACCGAGGAAGAGCAUAGAGCGCUUUUCGAUCGAGUUCCAUAACAAGAAGUAGAUAAAGUAAAAACAUGCACACUGCUUCGAGCGAGAGAAUGGAAAUGAAAAUAUCAUGAUCGGCUUCAGUUUUUCUGCUAAAACCUACUAAACAUGUUGAAUUAAAUAGCUGUCUACUUGCUGUUCAAUCUACUCUUGAUAUCAUCCUUCUAAUGUUCCUAGUUCAUUUCGACUUUGACGAUAACUCUAGAGACUGGAAAUCUUUACUAGAUGGCACCAGUUCCUGGAAACUACACCAAGGAUGCACUAAAACGUCGGGUACUGGGCCAUGCGACGAUGGUUCUAGAGGAGGUAUCAUGAACACUUGUUUGUUUACUUCUUUGUUCUUGCUUGUUUUUUGUUGCUGUUGUUGUCGUUUUUGUUUCAGAUAAUUUCCAGCUUUACCUGAUUACGUUUUUCCACUCCUCCACUAAACCUCGCGGUUUUCGAUUGUGCUUCGUUUAACUAGCUUGGAACGGGCCAUAUUUUACCGUGCAUCGAAGCAUUGAAUGGCUUGCGUUUGGAGGGAUUUUAUGUAUUGUAUGGCAAAAGCCAAACAGCGAGGGGAACAAAACGUAAACGUAGGAAUUUUCUAUAAAGCCUCCAAACUGAUGCACAAAUUUAUCUUGAACCUCAGUUAACUUUAUUUUGUUUCAAACGGUCAAUACCAGGAUAGUCAGGGAGGCAACGUCUUGACUGUCACAGGGAAACAAAAUAAGGGCUCACUUUCCUUACCAUGAAAAAUGUAAAAUUUGCAUAACAGAAUGAAGCAAAAAAAACAACGACAGAUUUCGCUCGGUGCGAGCUGUCUCUUCAUGAGGAUCAAUCGGUACCAUAUAAUUGACUUCGUUCAGUGUGUUACAACUGGUUUCUUUGUUUAUUUGUUGUCUACAGGUCGCUAUAUUUAUUUUGAUGCCUCGCUGUCUAAAGGAAAAGCCAGGUUUUCUACUCCCUACAGUAUCCACUCUCAUACGUGUCUGAAAUUUCAUUAUCAUAUGACUGGUAUGCAUACAGGGAGGCUAAAUGUUUAUACGACAGAUAUCAGGGGUAAAGAACAAUUGCUGUGGAGGCUCUUUGGAGAACAGGACAAUAUAUGGAGAGAGGCCAGUAUCCCAGUCAACGGUAUUCAUCAACAAUAUCAGGUACAUUUUUUCGAUUGUUACACUAUGAAAGUGUUAACCACUGACCAAUUAGGCCUUAGCUCCAUUUUGGCCAUUGCUUUUACCUGUUUAGAAAGCAGUUGAGAUACUACACGUACUCUCAUUGGUCGAUAGUGGCGUUUAGAUGAGAGCAUUUGAAUGCGGUUGAUAGGUUUUUUAGAUAAAUUUCUCAUAAAAACGAGUGACAGGACUUUUCCUGUAGACCAUUUGCCCACACGAAGGGCUAACGCUCUAAACAUCCAAACGUCAACUUUAAAAAAAUUUUCCGGUGGCCAAAUUAUAUUUUCCUGUCUAGCUUCACUGAAACACAAGGGGUGUUGAGAGACUUCGAGAAAGUCCUGCUAGCCCACGACUGCCCAUUGAGUUCGCAAAAUUGUCCAGAAGUCUCCCAAAUUUUGUGAGUCUAACAUAAGCCGACCUGAAUAUAGAUAUUUCAACAAGUGCGUAUAUUCCGUCAUAGGUUAUUUUUGAAGCGGUUGGUGGUCCAGAUCACUUAGGAGACUUAGCAAUAGAUCAGAUUGUGUUUACCAGAGAGUCGUGUGUCUUCUCGCCUUUUUCAGCAAUGCCCCAGAAUUCGUAUCGCUCAGGAGUGGGUAAGUCACGUGUUGCUCUAUUUUUACUGCAUUUCUGAUGUUUGCAUCGUCUUAUUUAGUGAGAUUAUGUUCCGGGAACAAAGAACCUCCUAAAAGUUGACUUUCUCCUAACAAGUGGUAGCUCGGUUAAUAGUAGCGCCCGAGUAUUAUCUUUAAGACUUGGGUACGAAUCCCUCAAAGCCUGAAUUUCCUCAGGCUUUUCUCUUGCAAUUCCUUCUAUCGCUGCUCUUCAGUGAGGUUACUCUUUAUCCUCUCUUUGUUUUUCUGUUCCAUGGAAAAUUCAAGAUAUUUUUUCAUGUGAGAGUCAGCCUUCUAAACUAGAACUUCUUUUCCAAAGCGAAACUACUGAAUCCCUGAAAUAAUGUAUACUCAAGAACCCAUGGCAGCUUAUACAAAAUUGUAUGUAGGCUUGUCAUGAAAAUAAAUAAAAAUGGCCUAAGAAUUCUGGCGUCUUUAACACACUUUUACUGUUCUCGUGACUUCAUUUUUCGUAGUUAUCACCUCCUCUAUAGUUUCAAUGGACACUAUUUACCAUCAAUAUCUUGGUUUGAUGGUGGAAGAAGAAGGUUAUGGCUCUUCCCGUUGGAUUCCUUGUUAUCGCGCUCUUGAUAAUGGCUGGAACGUUUCUACCUUUCACAGGCUCUGUGACGAUAAAGGUCCUACCAUGACCAUAAUCAGAAAAAGAAAUAACGUGUUUGGGGGCUUUACUGAACGAAGAUGGAGUGAAGGUACUUCAUGAAGAUUUUUUUUUUGGCCCUCUUUUAAAAUAGUAAUUGUUGAAUCAUUUUUUAGAGCCAUUAAAAAUACACCAAAAAGUACCCAAAGAAGCUAAUGUAGCUUAAAAUGCUGUAUGAGACCACUGAGCCUAUAAGACCUUCAGGCUGUCAGCCUGUGCCCUCACUGCCAGAGAACUACUCCCAUUUCCAAUUUCUAGGGGGAGGUUAUGAGCACUGUUAUUCCCCUUGGAUGGGAUGUAAGUCCCGCGUAACCUCCCAGCAUUUAUCCACUCCUUGGUGGAGAGAGAUACUAAUGGAAUAAACUAAAUGACCGCUAAAUGACCGCCAUUAAACUCUCGCGUUGCAAUGUUGUACUCUAUUAUUGUGGUGUCAUUGUAACAAAAUGUGUUUACGUUAUGAAUUUUCAGGCCAGGAAAAUGACCACUCCAGUUACGAUUUCCAUUUUUGGCGCAAAAACGUUGCGGACUGUGUCAAAACCGCUAUACUACCUCUCACGUCAUCGCCAAUUUCUAGUUUCACAGCCUCGUUUUGGAUUAAAACCUCAGUUAAGUCACCAUUAAUAGUGUUCUCUAUUAAGCAAACAGGCAGCCGCAUGCAUUUAAAACUGGAUUCUACCGACUCAUUCACUCUUUGUUGGAUCAUUCCCUUUAAUGAAUGCAAGUAAGUUGAAAUUCCCUCAUUAUUUUGUUCAAGACUAAAGGAAGAUCAGAUGAGUAACGCAUUAGCUGACGACAUGAAAUGACGGCUAUGAAAGAGACUGAACUUACUGUUUGUUGGUUGUUGUUUGUUUUUGGAUAACGUGACAUGGCGGAUUGUCCGAAUUGUAGCAGCGACAGGGUCAUAUAUUGUGUCGUAACUUUUGAGUUUGAGACAUCACUCUCCCAAUGAUUUCCUACACUCAAGGGUAUUAAUAGGUACCAGUGAGUUGCCAGAGAAACCCAGCUAAAUGUUGUUUAGUUGUGGUCUAACAACAGGGAAGGGAGAGUAGAAAUAUUUCUGGCUUCUGUAUGUAUGCAAACUGGGAUAAACGGCGACAGCUACGUAUGUUGCUGUUUUGUGCCGACAAAAAAUUUUAGCUGUUCUCUCAUGAAAAAAGUUUCAGAAUACGUCAAUUAUAUGCCACAAUUUCUACGUUACGCGGGCGUGCGAUAUCGUUUUCCUUUCCACAUGAAGCCUUGCGUUUGA